Molecule: messenger RNA, 1923 nt
Organism: Aphis gossypii (cotton aphid)
Lineage: Eukaryota; Metazoa; Arthropoda; Insecta; Hemiptera; Aphididae
Exons: 2
Coding region: 1128-1583 (151 amino acids)
Source: RefSeq, a predicted model, not a curated record
GCAGGAAAAGGAUAAAUUGCGGUCGGUCGAAGCCAAGUAUUCGGUCGAGAUGAUGCACAACGAGUCUGCGUAGGACGAAGCGCUGCGUACAGAAAAUGCCAGACUGCAAGCUAAAUUAGGAGCGAGUGGAAUUGUGGUAGCCACACUGCAAUCGAAGGUGUUUGAUCUUGAGAAGGAGCUGGCCAAGCGAACGAGCGUGAUGCAUGUGCAACAGGAACAGAGUCAAGCCCCCGUCUUAGUGAUAGAAGGCGGUUCGUCUACGUCUCUAAUGCUGUACCAGUGUAAUUUAUCUCAAACUGGGGACGAACACGGAGCCAGUUUUCUGGACUUAGGACGCGGUGAUGACCAAUCAACAUCGUGUUUGUUGUCGAUUAAAAGCUCCGGUUGCACCGCUGCCGAGGACAUGACACAGUCUUCUUCGCAGUCGACCAACGACGACCGCCAACCAUCUAAUUCGGAGUCGACCGAUGACGACCGACAGCCAUAGUGCAGCAGGUAAAGGAUAAAUUGCGGUCGGUCGAAGCCAAGUAUUCGGUCGAGAUGAUGCACAACGAGUCUGCGUAGGACGAAGCGCUGCGUACAGAAAAUGCCAGACUGCAAGCUAAAUUAGGAGCGAGUGGAAUUGUGGUAGCCACACUGCAAUCGAAGGUGUUUGAUCUUGAGAAGGAGCUGGCCAAGCGAACGAGCGUGAUGCAUGUGCAACAGGAACAGAGUCAAGCCCCCGUCUUAGUGAUAGAAGGCGGUUCGUCUACGUCUCUAAUGCUGUACCAGUGUAAUUUAUCUCAAACUGGGGACGAACACGGAGCCAGUUUUCUGGACUUAGGACGCGGUGAUGACCAAUCAACAUCGUGUUUGUUGUCGAUUAAAAGCUCCGGUUGCACCGCUGCCGAGGACAUGACACAGUCUUCUUCGCAGUCGACCAACGACGACCGCCAACCAUCUAAUUCGGAGUCGACCGAUGACGACCGACAGCCAUAGUGCAGCAGGUAAAGGAUAAAUUGCGGUCGGUCGAAGCCAAGUAUUCGGUCGAGAUGAUGCACAACGAGUCUGCGUAGGACGAAGCGCUGCGUACAGAAAAUGCCAGACUGCAAGCUAAAUUAGGAGCGAGUGGAAUUGUGGUAGCCACAAUGCAAUCGAACGUGUUUGAUCUUGAGAAGGAGCUGGCCAAGCGAACGAGCGUGAUGCAUGUGCAACAGGAACAGAGUCAAGCCCCCGUCUUAGUGAUAGAAGGCGGUUCGUCUACGUCUCUAAUGCUGUACCAGUGUAAUUUAUCUCAAACUGGGGACGAACACGGAGCCAGUUUUCUGGACUUAGGACGCGGUGAUGACCAAUCAACAUCGUGUUUGUUGUCGAUUAAAAGCUCCGGUUGCACCGCUGCCGAGGACAUGACACAGUCUUCUUCGCAGUCGACCAACGACGACAGCCGACAGCCGUCGUGUUUGCUGUCGUGUUCGCAGUCGUCUACCGCACAGGAAGAAUGCAGCUCCGAAACAACCGCUGAACCAUCAUUGGCGGAAUUUAGACUUAACCGUUUGAGUUACAUCAUAAAAAAAUACGAGAGCAAACACGAAGACAUUUCGUAACGAAUUUUGUGAUAAGGAAUAGGUGGCGUCACAUUUAUCUGGUCAGUAAAAUCAUAACAAAAAAUAAAUAUAAAAGUACAACCAAGCAAAAUAAAUAAUAUUUUAUUUUAUUCUAUUAGAGUAAAUUUAACUAAAAUGUUAUUCAGUUAUAUUAAAAUUACUUUAAAUGUCAAAAAAUGAGCUAAAAAGUAAUAAGUCUUAAAAAUUCAAAAUAAAAGUUACAUUUUUUAAUUUCUUAAUUAUGUAUGAAAUGAACUUUGUGUUUGAAAAGCUAUGUUUUCUGACAUUCAGAAAAAAAUGCAAUUGUAUUCAAAUUAGAAUAACAUUGCUUCCAUUUUAU